This is a messenger RNA of Daktulosphaira vitifoliae (grape phylloxera), 1505 nucleotides long. RefSeq lists its product as uncharacterized. Gene Ontology annotation, molecular function: metal ion binding. Bases 64 to 837 code for a protein of 257 amino acids. The transcript is spliced from 8 exons. The record is from RefSeq and is a predicted model, not a curated record. Lineage: Eukaryota; Metazoa; Arthropoda; Insecta; Hemiptera; Phylloxeridae.
UUUUUUUAAUGCAAGUAAAAAGAUUUAAUUUGAUUUGCUUGUGAAUUUUAGCUUUGUUUAAAGAUGUCUCAUUCUCCCAUAAGUAAAACAACUUUUUACUUAAUUUUUUUUAAAGAUAUCAAUAUCACUGUUUUCUUAGUUGUAAUUGUUUUUAUGAUGGAUUCUAAUCAAAAUUUGAAUUCUAAGAAACUAGAGAAAACUAUUUCAGUUUGCAAUAUUUGUGCUCUAGAUGAAGAACAAACAGUAACUUUUUUACCUUGUAAACACAAAAUUGGUAAUUUUUGUGCAAAUACAUUAAAGUUAUACUAUGGUUCAGACGUAAAAUGUCCAUGGUGCAAAGAAUACGUAGUAGAGUAUGUUAAUAUGGUUGAGAACAAAAUAUGUUAUAUUUGUCAAGAGGAAGAAUUGAAAGUUAAAUUUUUAUCAUGUAAACACCAAAUUGGAAAUAAUUGUGCCAACAGAUUAUAUAAAUUAAAACAUUUAGAUUGUCCAUUUUGCUUAUUGAGUAUAAAUAUUUUUCGUGGAAUACAAAAACCUCCUUAUAACCAAGAAAUGAAUUGUAUUUGUGAGAUGGAAAAAAAUUCAAUAACUUUGAAACCUUGUAAUCAUCGUCUAGGAUAUAUUUGUGCAAAUACUUUAAAAUCUUGGUAUAUUAGAACACAAAAAUGUCCAACAUGUCAAUCAGAUAUCAAAAGCUAUGAAGAUGACACAAAUAAAACACCAAGUAUAUUUCAAAAAUCAUAUAGUCGUUUAAAAAGUUUUAGUAAGAUUGGAGAAUGUGUCAAUAAUAUAUUAGAUAAUCAUCUUGAUAAAUCAAUAGAACUUUAUUAUGAAUGAAAAUAACGGCCUGUAUUAGUUAAUAGUUAUUACUAUAAAAAAAAAUACAAAUGUAUAGAGAGUGAUUUUUUUAUCAUAAUCUACUCAAUUACUGACAGAAUAAAAAUAAUUCAAUCAUAUUCUUUUUUUUUUUUGAUACCCUUAGUUAUUAUUCUUGAAUUAUUAGCUAUGUAAUACUUUUUAAGUUCGUUCCUUAUGCCUUGUAAGAGAACACAAUUUUUUUUUCAAAUGAGAUCACAAAUUUUGAAUUUAAUAAAAUGUGUAAAGUUUUAUUUCAAUAGUACUGGCAUUUGAAUUUUUAACAUAACCUAAUUUAUUAAUUACAUAUAAAAUUUUAAUUUUUCAAUUUUUUAAGUAAAUAUACGUGUAUAAUAUACAAGGGAUUACAAAUACAGGAAGCUAAUUGGUUUUUUAUGACGUCGCUAACACAGAUACAAAGUGUUUAUUGUCAAUUAUAACUUUAUUAACAGAUAUGCUUAAAGUGUGGUUAUAAAGCACAUUGUUGUGAGUAAAUAUUUAUAAAUACACCAACUGGCAAUGCAGAAUACAUAUCUAUCGAUAGUUAUAUUUGAUAAUAAUAGUUGCGUAUUACGAAUAGUAACGUCAUAAAAAAACUAUUAUUAUUAACUAUAAUUAUUGUAUUAUAUUAUAUUAUAAAUUUUAUAUCU